Engraulis encrasicolus (European anchovy) is the source of this 3174-nucleotide messenger RNA. RefSeq names its product NACHT, LRR and PYD domains-containing protein 12-like. The record is from RefSeq and is a predicted model, not a curated record. Gene Ontology annotation, biological process: intracellular signal transduction. The transcript is spliced from 11 exons. Gene Ontology annotation, molecular function: protein binding. Bases 1 to 3174 code for a protein of 1057 amino acids. NCBI's taxonomy places the organism in Eukaryota, Metazoa, Chordata, Actinopteri, Clupeiformes, Engraulidae.
AUGAGUUUCCCUGUCAACCAGGAGUCCCAGCUGGGACAUGAAUCACAAACAGAGGAAUCGCACAGCAGGGUGUCCAGGAAGGAACCAGGGUCUGGUGUGUCCAGAGCUCCAUCCAUGAUGAGUGACUGGUCUAAAGAAGAGGGCCCUUUCAUGGCAAAAGAGAAAAGGGAACAAGAGAUAGGACAUGAACCAGACACCAUCAGCAGUCAGGAUAAGCAACCAGAUCUAUCUCGUAUCUUUGAGGUGCUCGAGGACAAGAUGAUCACCUUUGUAAAAAAUGAGCUGAACAGAUUUAAGAACAUUCUUAGUCCUUACUACAAGGGAACCUUUGAAGUGAAAGCAGACGAGGAGAGAGAUGCCAGAGAAGGAGCUCUCAAGAUGGUACUGCACUUCCUCUGUAUGAUGGAGCAUCGGGAUCUUGCUGACAAACUGAACCAAAAUGAGCUCAAUGUGAUAUGUCAGAAUGACUUAAGAAGAAAUCUUAAUGACAAGUACCAGAAUGUGUUUGAAGGAAUAGCCAAACAUGGAAGCUCUGUCCUUCUCCAAAAGAUCUACACAGACCUCUACAUCACAGAGGGAGGAAGUGGGAAAGUAAAUGAGGAACAUGAAGUCAGGAGGAUUGAGUCCAGAUCCAGGAAACCAGCUGGGCUGGGGAAACCAAUCAAAUGUUCUGAUAUCUUUAAGCCCUUGCUGGAUCAGGAAAAAACAAUCAGAAGUGUUCUCACAAAGGGGGUGGCUGGCAUCGGCAAAACUAUCUCUGUGCAGAAGUACAUCUUGGACUGGGCCGAAGGAAACAGCAACCAAGGGAUCAAUUUCAUCUUCCCACUGUGCUUUAGAGAGCUCAACGUCAUAAGAGACAAGGAGUGUUCUUUCAUGGAUCUUCUUCAUCACUUCUUUCCAGAGACAAAGCAGUUAAUCAUUGACCGUCAGAUGAAAUAUAAUGUGCUUUUUGUCCUUGAUGGUUUGGAUGAGUGCCGAAUCCAACUUAACUUUCAGACCAAUGAAACGUUGACUGAUGUGAAAGCCGUCACCUCAUUGGAUGUACUCUUGACAAAUAUCAUCAAGGGUAAUUUGCUCCCCUCUGCUCUAAUCUGGAUAACAUCUCGACCAGCAGCAGCCAGUCAAAUUCCUCCUGAGUAUGUUGACCUGGUGACAGAGGUGCAAGGAUUCAAUGACCUACAGAAAGAAGAGUACUUCAGAAAGAGGAUCAACAGUGACAGUCUUGCAAGUGAAAUCAUUUCACACAUGAAAUCAUCCAGAAGCCUCCACAUCAUGUGCCACAUACCCGUGUUCUGCUGGAUUGCUGCUAUGGUUCUUGAGAUGAUUUAUUCCUCAGGAAAAACAGAGAUUCCAAAGACUUUGACAGAGAUGUACACAUAUUUCCUCUUGUACCAAACCAAACAGAGGAACAUCAAAUUUGACAAUGUGCAUGACCUCAACACACAAUGGAACCAAGAGCUGAUCCUCCAUCUUGGAAAGCUGGCCUAUGAACAGUUAGAGAAGGGCAAUCUGAUAUUUUAUGAUGAAGAUCUCAUGGACAGUGGCAUUGAUGUCAAAGAAGCUGCAGUGUACUCUGGGAUGUGCACCCAGAUUUUCCGAGAAGAAUCAGGUGUCUUUCUUGGGACGGUGUUCUGCUUUGUGCAUCUCAGUGUCCAAGAGUAUCUUGCUGCUCUGUACGCACUGUUGAUGAUGGAAGUUGAAAAGAAAAACAUAAUAUCCACACAGCAUCCGCCUCCAACGAUGACCUCGAUGAACACCUUGCAGAGGAGUGCUGUGGACAAAGCUUUGGCUCAUAAAGAUGGACUCUUUGAUCUCUUCCUCCGCUUCCUUCUUGGUCUCUCUCAGGAGUCAAAUCAGGCUCCCCUGCAUGGUCUGAUCAGAAGAGGACAGAUUGGUGUAAUGGACAAGAUCAGGACAUUUAUACCGAUGAGACGAAUUCAGAUGGGCAAUGAUGAAACAAUCUGUUACAUUAAGGAGAAGAUCAGGGAGGCCUCCUCCUCAGAAAGGAUGAUCAACCUCUUCCACUGUCUGAGUGAACUGAAUGACCACUCCUUAGUGGAGGAGAUCCAGAGCUUCCUGAAUGCAGGGACACUUUCUAAAGCCCGGCUCUCACGUGACCAGUGGUCGGCUCUGGUGUUUGUGCUGCUCACAUCAGACCAGAAUUUGGAUGUGUUUGACUUGAAAAAGUAUGUCAGAUCUGAUGAAGCUCUCCUGAGGCUGAAGCCAGUAGUGGAGGAAUCCCACACAACCCUCUUGUCAAGCUGUGGUAUAACAGGAGAAGGAUAUGCUGAUCUGGCCUCAGCUGUCAAAUCAAACCCCUCACACCUGGAGGAGCUGGACCUGAGAGGAAACGACCCUGGAGACUUUGGGGUGAAGCUCCUAACUGAUUUACAGCAGGAUCCUGACUGUAAACUAAAGAGACUGAGACUGUCAGAUUGCGGUGUAACAGGAGAAGGAUAUGCUGCUCUGGCCGCAGCUCUCAAAUCAAACCCUUCACACCUUGAGGAGCUGGACCUGAGAGGAAACGACCCUGGAGACUCUGGAGUGAAGCUCCUCACUGAUCUAUUACAGGACCCUCAAUGUAAACUACAGAGAUUGAGGGUCGACAGCUGCGGGCUCACUGAUCAGAGCUGUGCAACACUCGCAUAUGUCCUCUGCAAAGAACCAUCGAGGUUCAGACGCCUGUAUCUGAGUGACAACCACAUUGGAGAUGUAGGCGUCCAACUGCUGUGUAGUGGACUGGAGAACCCAGAAUGUGCACUGGAGACACUGAGCUUGUCAGACUGUGGACUAACAGGAGAGGGAUAUGCUGCACUGGCCUCAGCUCUCAAAUCAAACCCUUCAUACCUGGAGGAGCUGGACCUGAGAGGAAAUGACCCUGGAGACUCUGGAGUGAAGCUCCUCACUGAUAUUUUACAGGACCCUGACUGUAAACUAACGAGACUGAGGCUUAGUGGUUGCGGUAUAACAGAAGAGGGCUGUGCUGUUCUGACUUCAGCUCUGACAUCUAACCCCUCAUCACAGCUGAUACGUCUGGAUCUAGACUAUAAUGAACUAGGAGACACAGGAGUGAAGCAGAUCUCCAAUCUACUCAAGAAUUCAGACUUUAGACUACAGAUGCUGUGCUCUGGCAUCAAAGCCCUCAUCACACCUGAUACAGUUGUAUCUGGGUAA